Molecule: messenger RNA, 612 nt
Organism: Caenorhabditis elegans
Lineage: Eukaryota; Metazoa; Nematoda; Chromadorea; Rhabditida; Rhabditidae
Gene: far-2
Product: Fatty-acid and retinol-binding protein 2
Exons: 2
Coding region: 3-551 (182 amino acids)
Cellular component (GO): extracellular region
Molecular function (GO): lipid binding
Source: RefSeq, marked reviewed
UAAUGAUCCGCGCCUUCCUCGUCGUAGCCCUUGCCUCCGUGGCUGUCUUCUCUGCCCCAAUCCCAGAGGUUCCACAGAACUUCGACGACAUCCCAGCCGAGUACAAGGGACUCAUCCCAGCUGAAGUUGCCGAGCACCUCAAGGCCAUCACCGCUGAGGAGAAGGCUGCUCUUAAGGAACUCGCCCAAAACCACAAGGAAUACAAGACCGAGGAAGAAUUCAAGGCUGCUCUCAAGGAAAAGUCUCCAUCCCUUUACGAGAAGGCUGGAAAGCUCGAGGCUCUCCUCACCGCUAAAUUCGAGAAACUCGAUGCCACCGCUCAGGCUCUUGUCAAGAAGAUCAUCGCCAAGGGACGUGAACUCCACCAACAAUACCUCGCCGGAGAUAAGCCAACUCUUGAUUCUCUUAAGGAACUCGCCAAGGGAUACAUCGCUGAAUACAAGGCUCUUUCUGAUGACGCCAAGGCUACCAUCACCGCUGAGUUCCCAAUCCUCACUGGAUUCUUCCAAAACGAAAAGAUUCAAGCCAUCGUCGGACAAUACGUCAACUAAGAAGUAAUAAUUAUGAUAUGGUUUUCCAAUUAUUUUCCCCCAAAAUAAAGUAUUUUAAUUC